AGUCAUUUGUCAUUAUCUGUCUCUCUCCACUGAGAUUCAACACGUUAUCAGCACUUUGCUCUCCACCGAGCGGUUACCGUCGACAGCAAUGUCCAUGCAUCCGUGCAUCCGGCGUCUGUCGGACGAAAAGCGAUUCAAAGACAAGUUCAUGGAGACGCUGCUUAGGUAUGGCUACAGAGGCUAGUACAUGUCUAAUGGCUGGACGCUGGACAACAACCCGACACCACUGGAAGGAGAUGAUCUCGCUGGAGUCUGGCAGUCUGGCCACAAGGAGUUGAUCUCUACUCAGCAACAGUUGCACCACAGCAUCUGUAUCGUCGGAGGCCGGGACUGCGUGGCCAUGGCGCCGCCCAACGACUCCGAGCCAUGCACGCACCACCGGCUGCCCGCGGACGAGCUGCAGCCGCCGCCGCCGGCUACGUGCUGCGGCGCCGCUUUGGACGACCGGGCGCCGGCGGCGGCAUGGGCGUCGUCGCCGUCCGAGCCUGACCAGGUGGCGGCGGCGCCUGCUGCUCAGGAGGCGGAGAAGAAGCAGAACAGCGCGACGACGACGGAGGCCGAAGCAGCAGCGGGAAGCGGCGCCGGGCGGGAGCUGGUGGCGGCGCGGCGGCCGGCGGCGGCGGCGGAGGAGAGCGCGCGGGAGCGGCUGAAGCGGCAUCGCACCGAAAUGGCGGGGCGGGUGCGGAUCCCGGAGAUGUGGGGCCAGGAGCGGCUGCUCAAGGACUGGGUCGACUGCGCCGUCUUCGACCGCCCGCUCGCCGCCACCGCGGGGCUGCUCACCGCCCGCGACGCGCUCGUCGCCGAGUGCGCCGCCGCGCGCCGGCCGGCCGUCUCGCACGGCUCCGCGGGGCGCCCGCUACGGGUGCACAACGGCUGCUCGUGAGCACUGCACACGUCAUCGGCUACGACGACUACGAUCGAGCGACGAGCGAGCCCGCUCGCCGCAUGCAGUUGAGAAGUGUGCCUUUCAACAACUCUAUUAUUUAUUUCGAUCCUUCAUUGCGUAGUACUAGUACGUUCUCGGACUAUGGAUUUGGUCGAUGAUGUGAUGAUGAUACACACCACGAUUGGAGUAAUUAAUACUACUCAUGCUUCAUUAGUACUGGUGGUUGUAAUUAAUGUAGUUGAUCACCAUUUUAAGCAUGCAUGUCUCAAAACAAUCUUGUUUAUUAUUUUUUCAGCUAAUAUAUAAGCUAGAGUGUUCUUGCUU
Zea mays is the source of this 1210-nucleotide messenger RNA. RefSeq lists its product as uncharacterized. The transcript has 2 exons. NCBI's taxonomy places the organism in Eukaryota, Viridiplantae, Streptophyta, Magnoliopsida, Poales, Poaceae. The record is from RefSeq and is marked provisional. Bases 341 to 883 code for a protein of 180 amino acids. Gene Ontology annotation, biological process: blue light signaling pathway.